UUUUUUUUUUUUUUUUUUUGCCUGUUGCUGUUGUUCUAAAAGCAGCCGGGACUUUCUGUUCCUUCCCCUGCAAUCGUGUUCACGGAACGCUGGGGUUAUCGACACUCUGAUAACUUCCUGAACAAGUGGUGGGUGGGGAGAACAAAGUGACCACUGGUUUGAAUCUUGCCUCUGUGAGAGAAGCUAUUAUCUUCCCUAGGCGGCUUUGGGGCAGAGAAUAUACACUUUCUUGGGUCUCCCAAUCUUGACUCCCUUUAAUCCAAGCCUCCAAGAAGCCAGAAUGAUCUAUGGCCUUUCUGAGUGGAGUCACAACUUCCUUGCUUCAAAGUGUGAGUUCUCUUCUUGGCCUAUUUGGGUUGAUUGGUCCUUCAGCUGCACUGGAUUUCAACGGUUCUCCCUAGGGAGAACGGCCUCGAUAUCGAGAGAUUUCUUAUAAAGAUCCAGGAUUUGGGCGUUGCAUGGAAGGCGGGUAACAGGGCCUGCUGGAGCUCCCAGCUUUGCCCUUUGAUAGAGGGUAGACAUUUUUGUUUGCUCCCCUUGGUCCAGGAGCAAGUUCUGCGCAGGUCUAUGUAUGUGGAAAGAUUGAUCACAGUGAGGCUGCCACUUUACCUGCCUGUCUUCUCUGACUUUGUCCUCAUAGACAGUCUCAUAGCGGCUAAGUAACAGUUUGCUUGUUAAAGGAAGAGCUGCCAGGACUUUUAUUAAAUAAGAAGACUUCACUUAAGAUGGGCAGACUCUGAGGCGGGCAUGGUGCCUCAUGCCAGCAGAGGCAGGAGAUCUCUUUGAGUUCAAGGCCAGCCUGGUCUACAGAGUGAAUGCCAGGAUAGCCAGGGCUAUUAUACAAAGAAACCCUGUCUGGGGGUGUGGGUGUGUGUGUGGGGGGCACAACUCUGCUAGGGUUUUGUAAAAGUGGAGAGAGAUCUGGUUUAACUCCAAAUACAAGGACAAGUUAAGUAUUUAUAAGCAGGGAUCUGCAUCGAGGGGGUUGUGCUUAUCUGCAAAUGAAAAAUUGCUAAGAGGAAGUUCUGGGGGCACAGGAUGAUUCCGGCUAAACCUACUUGACAAGAUUCUUGCUGAAGGCAGGCCAGUGUGAGAGAAUGAGGGUGGAGACUCUCACUAAACUGAACCUGCAGGAUUCCCGCUAAAUCUAGACUCUAGAACAAAGACAGAAGCUCCAGGUUGAGGCAUGCUGAGGCUUAAUGGAGCCUAAGAGAAUUAGGACCAGCAGUCUUAGGCAAUUAGACUUUAUUUAAUUGUAAGUUUAUUUAUUUCGGUGUAUGUCUGCUUUGUCUGCCCCUAUGUAUGUAUACCACGAGUGCACGCUUGGUACCCUUGUCGGCCGGUAGAGGCCUAAAGCUAGAGUUUGGAAUGGCUGUAAAUUGCCUUGUAGGUGGUAGGAACUCAGACUGGGUCCUGUGCCCCAUCAGUCAGUGCUUUCAACCACUGGGUCAUCUCUCCAGCCCCUUACUCCAUUAUUUAACCUUUGCCAAAGAGACCCAUUUUGCAGACACUUCUGUAGCUUUGCUCCACGGCAAAAUCCACAUUUGGCCUGGCCACCAUCUGUAGAAUGCUUCAAUCGAGUUUCUUAGUUUUGUUAGUGGGAAUCGAACUCAGAUCCCCACUCAUGCUAAGUUCCUGUUAUACACACAAAGCCACAUCUACAGGGAGUUAUAUUUUAGAUUCUCAUGUUCUAUUAAUCCAUAACCUCUGGGAAGGGCAUGAAGUAGUAGAAACGAAGAAAGGCGGUUUCUCAGCUUCAGGUCCUUUCCAAAACAACUAGAAUUCCGUUGGCUACUUAGCUAAGUAUUUGCGUUCUGCUAAGUGAAGCCGAGGAGAGGACAGAUGGCAGCAUUGUCAUGUCAUGGUCUGCCGUUUCCAGAAGGGUAUGGAAACGGACAUGGGAGACUUACCGGAUUUCUGGAGCAUUCGUCAGCGAAGGCUGCGGAAUGAGAUACUUUGUUGCUGUUUACUCUAAACCCAAGACUCGAACAAGAUAGGUGUUUUAGAAACUGGGGCAUCUGUUUCUCUUGUCUUAAGCUGCUGCUGCAGGGAAUCAGGAUUUAUCACUCCAGGCCACCCUGGAGCUGGUUCUGUUUUUUAGCUCAGUCAAGACAAGGCUUCCCCAGGAGCGUAGCCAAACUUGGAAAGACCAAUGGAAACUGGUAUGUUCAUUUUUAUAAUUUAUCGAACGUCUAUUAAGUGUGUACUCUUGCCCAAAGUCUCUGCAGAAGCAAAAAAAAUUAUAAAUGUGACGUGGUCUCUGACCUUUGGAAUCUUACGAUCCAAAAGUAGAAUGCAUACAUGUAGAUAAGCAUGUUACCCGUGCUGUGCUGAGGGUAGCAUGACCUUAUACCAGAGACAGUCUUGGCCUGUUGUCUUGGUGUUGCUACUAAGAAUGCACCUUUUCAUGUUUUAGAACUAAGUGUGACAGUGUGGCCUGUAUAAAUUCAUGUGUAAAGGGGGUAGAAAGUGUAGAGAGACGAGUAGGUUCCCUGCACUAGUCACGGAGCUGAGAGCUAAGAGAAGUUUGGCCAGCCAAGGUCAGGGUCUUACAGGAAGCUUGAGGUUCAGAUGAGAGAAGAGGGGUGUUUCAGAAGACUCUGCAGGCAAAGAAAGAGAGUUCUGGAAUUAGGAGCAGUGGUUCGACCUAAGCUAAAUAAUUGUUUGCCAAGUUUACCCUUUGACCAUCCCUCAAGGCCGUUAUUAGACUGUCUAGACACGACUGUCCCCUUCCUCCCCUUCCUCCCCUUCCGGGCUAGGAAUGGAAUUUAGGGCCCAGAGGCCUGCGAAGGAGCUGCUCCCUCUGAGGUACAUCCCCAGUGUGAAUUUGUGUUUUUACCAUCUCUUAGGUGUUCUUGGGCAUACAAAUUUUAUAUUUGGAACUCUGCUGAUGGUGACUAGGGAAGCAGGAUUAACCAGACGGAGAAAGCCCUGAGGGACAGACAGCCCUGAGGGGCAGACAGACACUAAGUCUAACCAGUUAGGGAGUGCAGGAACUAUGCAAGGAUGGGGGAGGAGGGAAAAGAGGAGAGGGUAGCACUCUCGAAGAGGAAGAAUGAUCAAGACCAGGUAUCGACUUACAUGUGUACUAUUUUUAAGCUACAGAUACACGUGUCAAAUCCAGGAAUCUAAGGGAUUUCUAGUCUGAAGAUUUACUUGAUCAUAAACCCAAGACGGCGACAGCUGGGUAGUGUUGGCAUAUUUGGUGUAGACCUAAAACAAAAUGUCUUCUGCUCACAUUGUAAAAAAAGUCGGGGUUGGGGAUUUAGCUCAGUGGUAGAGCGCUUGCCUUGUGGGUCCCCAGCUCUGAAAAAAAGAAAAAAAAGUCUUUCGACACUCUUUGACAGUCAAUGUGUAUCUCAGGCAAGAAGCAGUAGUGGAUUCUAAAGCAUCCUCCUGCUAUUAUUAUUAUUAUUAUUAUUAUUAUUAUUAUUACUAUGGUAGGAUACCUGCCAAGCCUUAUCUUACAUGUUUGCUCAUCUUUGUUAUGGAGUGUAUAAGACAUUUGCGAUUUGUCUGCAGUCCACGUAGUGCCAACUCCUUUCAGGGGAGAUCAGCAGCGUCCUGCAAAUUUUAGCCUGACCUUGUCCUGAAUUUUGGAGGCACACACACUCUCUGUGGGAACUGUAGCCACAUCAUAAAUUUCUCCGAGACUCUGAGAAAUGUCAGUCCUACGGGAAACACUCGGAUGAACUAAUAGUCUCAGACUUGGCUUUGGAGAAAAUGGAUUCACUGGGAGAGAGGGCCUGGGGCAGUCUCUUAGUGGAAUUCCUCAAAGAUAAAGGGAAAAAUUCUUCUUUUCAAAGAUAAACGCCUUAACUCAGAAGACUGCUGUCACCAGACCUGCUGGUUCUGUACUGAAGACCUCUGUACUGCAAACCAAGGACCCAAGAAUUAUCAGAAAAAAAAAAAAAAGCUUAAAGUUAUGAAAAGAAAGGACAACGGGAAAUCGCUCAGGCUGUCUUGUCAGGGGGCAAUUUUGCAUCUAUCCCAGGUCAUGCCUCUCUGGAGGCCUCCAUGAGUGUGGUUUGGUACCAGCAAGCAUCUUCAAUUCUUGUCUUGCCCGGGAGCUUUCCAAAUCCUGGGAGUAACAAGGAUGGAGAUGACCAGUGUCAAGGAGCGGGUACAACACUCUUCAGAGAGUCCGAGUGUUUUUUUUUUUUUGUUUGUUUGUUUGUUUUUUUAAUUAAAUAGGGGUCUUAACUCCGGUGCGGUGCAGUGUCAGUCACGCCAUUAAGUCCUAGCGGCAGGAAGCUCAGAUAAAAGGGGAAGAGGAACGGCGCCGCGGCGCGCACACGCUCGGAAAUGGAUGUCGGCAACGCGCUGCGCGCUGCAGGCGCGGGUCCCGCCGGGAGGGCGAGCGCGGUCGAGCAGCCCCUGCCCAAGGCCGGGCGCGACCAGCGCGGCAGGGGGAGCGCGCUUCCAAGCGGCCGCCCCCGCGCGCCGCGCCAGUAGUUCGGUCCGAGGGGGCGGCUCCAGGGGCGCGGCUCCGCAGCGGCCGAGGCUGCUCCAGGCGGGAGCGGACCCCAGAGCCUGUCGUCUCAGAGCAGGACUGGGGGACAGGCAGGCGGGCGGGCGCGCGCGGGGGCGAGCUUCGGCGCGGCGGCCCCGAGGAGCGGGGGCGAGCGGCGCUGCGGGGCCGUGGGAGGAAGCGCUGCGCCCGGCCCGACGGCGCUCGUUGAGCCACAUCCGCGGGUCGCCGGCGACGUUGCCGGCGCCUGUCAAGGCCCCUCCAUUUUGAAGGAAGAGGCCGCCGUUUCCCCACCGCAGGGGCGGUAGCCGCGCUCAUGGCGUUCAGUCCCUGGCAGAUCCUGUCGCCCGUGCAGUGGGCCAAGUGGACGUGGUCCGCGGUGCGCGGUUCGGGCGCGGGAGAGGACGAAGCUGGAGGUCCCGAAGGCGACCCCGAGGAGGAAGAGGACUCGCAAGCCGAGACCAAAUCCCUGAGUUUCAGCUCGGAUUCUGAAGGUAAUUUUGAGACUCCUGAAGCUGAAACUCCAAUCAGAUCGUCUCUCAAGGAGUCUUGUGAUUCAUCACUAGGAUUGUCAGAACCCGAGGCCAAACCCCAAGAAUCACGAGAAGCCGAUGAACAGCCGGUAGCAGAAUUAAUUGAAAAAUGCUCGCCUGAUGCGUGUUCUAGAUCUUCAGGAAAUGAAGCGCCACAGGCCACUAUCGAUUCUUACUCAGUCAAGGAUGUCAGAGGGAAGGCGGAACAUGAUGUUAGCAAGAUCUCAGUAGUGAGGCCGUUUUCCAUAGAAACCAGGGACUGCACAGAUGACCCUGCUGCUCAUGGCUGUGUCCCUGUGCUCCCAGGCAAGGCCUUGCCUUCCACCACACCCGAAGCCACUCAGGACCAGCCAAUGAUGGACAGAGGCAUGGGGGUUACAUUGGAGGCUUUUACAGAAGUCAAUCUGAAGACUGGAGGCCCCUGCCCAGAGCCUGUGCCCAGCAGAAGCAGGCUAAGAAAGCCCAAGCCUGUCUCCCUGAGGAAGAAGACAGCUGGGGACAACACCUUUGAACCCGAAAUGUUGAUGGAGGGUUCACUUCUCCCUAAGGCUUCCUCCCCGUGGAUUCCUGAGGAGUCUGAUAAGAACUCGAAUCCUAGUUUGCUGAGAGGCUUGAGGGCCCACAAAUCUCCCCUUAACCUUAAAGAAGCUGCUAGCAUUCACUGUAACAGCGCCGGUGACUCGGGGGUUGAUCUGCAGGAGGGGUCCAGGGCCUCACCUCUCAAACUUGAUGAUUUUACAGAAGACGGGCGGAGUGUCGAGACCAGGAGUGCCCUUCCGAAGCAGCCUGGCAGGAAACCCAGCCACAAACUGGCACCCAAUAUACGAAAAGAUGGCUCCAGUAAGCCAGUAGGUGUUGAGCAGCUCACAGACCCAACCAUUGAAGAUGCCUCCCUCGCCCAGACGUCUCCCAAGUUAGACCCAAGUAAAUGGGGUCGUCCUAACUUUAAUUCCUUCGGGAGCUGCCCCAUUUUGCAGAGCUCCCCGCCCGUCUCCUCCAAAGGUUCCUACCACCUUGACCCAGAUAACGUUAACGCCGAUGAAUCCGGGGACCCCUGUAAGCCGGCGACAGCUUUGACAGGCAGCGGCUUUUGCUCUGCCACUGGUAAUCAUGUUAAUGAAAUCUUAGACUCACCCAAGAAGGCACAGUCGCGUUUAAUAACGACCUCUGAGCAAGUGAAAUUUCUCUGUUUUCUGUUGAGUGGCUGCAAGGUGAAGAAAUACGAAACUCAGUCUCUUGAUUUGGACGCUUGUUCUCAGGAUGAAGGAGCCGUGAUCUCACAGAUUGCAGACAUUCCUAAUCGGGACGGGCACGCCACCGAUGAGGAGAAGCUGGCGUCCACGUCGUGUAGUCAGAAGUCAGCCGGGGCUGAAGUGAAAGGCGUAGAAAAGGAGGCAUACCAGAAGAUGGAGGAGGAGGAGCUGACUGUGCAUGGACUGCUGGAGACCUCUUCAGAAAAGGCCCCCGUGUCUGUGGCCUGUGGAGGUGAGAGCCCUCUGGAUGGGAUCUGCCUCAGUGAAGCAGACAAGACUGCUGUGCUUACAUUGAUCAGAGAAGAGAUCAUCACGAAAGAGAUUGAAGCAAAUGAAUGGAAGAAGAAAUACGAAGAGACCCGAGAAGAAGUCCUGGAGAUGAGGAAAAUUGUGGCAGAAUAUGAAAAGACCAUUGCCCAAAUGAUCGAAGACGAGCAGAGGACAAACAUGAGCUCUCAGAAGAGUUUCCAGCAGCUGACUAUGGAGAAGGAGCAGGCUCUGGCUGACCUGAACUCUGUGGAAAGGUCCCUUUCUGAUCUCUUCAGAAGAUAUGAAAACCUGAAAGGCGUGCUAGAAGGGUUCAAGAAGAAUGAAGAAGCCUUGAAAAAGUGUGCUCAGGAUUACUUAGCCAGAGUGAAGCAGGAAGAGCAGCGCUACCAGGCCCUGAAGGUCCACGCUGAGGAAAAGCUGGACAGAGCCAACGAGGAAAUCGCUCAGGUUCGGUCCAAGGCGAAGGCUGAGAGUGCGGCUCUCCAUGCUGGACUCCGGAGGGAGCAGAUGAAGGUGGAGUCCCUGGAGAGGGCCCUUCAGCAGAAGAAUCAAGAGAUUGAAGAACUGACAAAAAUCUGUGACGAGUUGAUCGCAAAGCUUGGAAAGGCCGACUGAGAGUCGUCCCGUGAGCUGUGCAGAUCCGAGUCUGGCUGCUUCUGUCGUGACCACAUUAUCUUGCCUUAUCCAGAAAUAUCUCCCCCCUUUGCAGAGAAAAAUAACUGUUUCAAAAGCACAUGCCUGCUGCUGCCCGCCUGUCCGUCCCGCUUCGCCGCGCGCAGCUGUGGCCAGGCUGGUGGAGAUGGAGUCACGUGACCGCAGAGCCCCGCGACCAGGCUGCCAGCUUCCCUUAGGCACGCUGCUGCUGGGUCCGGCUUAUGCUUCUCCAACUUGAGUUCAUCUCGCUGUCGUCCUUGCUUUUCCCAAGUUUGUGACAUUUCUAAUUUUGUGGCAACUGUGUGGGUUUAUCUUCCCAGCUCCUGAUAUUUCUAUGGCCUAGUUAACCUUUAAAAUUUUCAGGAUCGUCAGUUUUAUCGAAGCGGGGGACGGUCUGGCCCAUCAUUACGAACACUUUGUCUAGGAGGCUCCAAGCUCCCUUUUAUUUACAGACUGUACAUUCUGCUGCUCCCCACCCCACCCCCUCGAUGCAGAUAAGAGCCUCUAGGGAGGAGUUUGGCUACAUAAAUAAAUAUAGACUCUUAUUUUGAAACAGAGCCGUAGGUCUAAAAGCCAGCUUCAGACUUCACAGGGGCUGGGAAUGUAGCUCCGUUAGUAGACAGCUUCCUGUACACAGAGCCCUGGGUUUGGCCCCCAGAAUGUUGGAGGGCGUGCCUGUAACCCAACCCUCCAGAGGUGGAGACAGGCUGAUGAGAAAUUUGAGGUCAUCCUCAACUACAUAGCCACUCGGAGGCCAGCCUGGACUAACUACAUGGGGCCUUGCUUUACACAAGGAGUGAGUGGAAGCAUGGGGUAUCCUAGCUAGUGGGAGAUGGGACAGGACGAUCACUUGAGCCCAGAAUUUAAGGACAGCAGUGCACCAGGCAAAUAGUCCUUUUCUCAAAAAUCCUACUAAACCUUGAGUCAGGGUGGAGAGGUUGAGCGUGUGAAGGCCAGGGGACAUAGGUUUCACGUCUAGGGAAGAUUUGCUGUGCCGUCUCUUGCCCCGGUAUUUGGACACCUCAGAAGCUCAGCGUGGCCCCACGCGCUCAUGCUGAAAGCAGCAUCACGUGACCAGCAGCAUAAACCUCCCUCAGAGUUGGCCUAGGCUGCAUGUGUCCACUUGGGGCCGGUUAGUCUCCGAAACAAAGUCAACUUUUGUCAUCUAUUUGAAACACACACAAAUGGGACUUGGGAAAGGUUUAGUUGAUCUUGUUAAAAGAUGGUGGACGCUUACAAACCAGUUAGAGUGAAGAUCCUUAAUCUUCUAUGUUUACUAGCAGACAGCACCCUUUUAGAGACUUAAAAACAACAGCCACAACAAAUUCUUCCUUCCUUACUCAAGCUGGGUUUUAAAACAAAACAGGCAGUAAAGAGUCCAGUAGCUCCCCUGGGCAUAUUUUAAGCAAAGACUGCUUGAAUGCUGGGGAGGGGAAUAGGGAGAAGUUCCACAUAGACAAAACAAAAGUCUGUGAACUCAUACUGGACUUACACUGGGGGACAUUAACCCCCAAAUAAGAAUACCCCACAUUGGCACUGGUGACUUCCUUUCCAUGAUAGGCAAAGCCAAACCCAUUUAGGUUUUAUUGCUUUUAUUUUGCCUUAAUCUUAACACCCUGAGUCUUCAUAGUAAGUGUACACUAUUUAGUACACAUAUAUUUUCCUCCUUGUAACACCGUUGCAUGAGCCAAGUCCAGCAAUGAAUUGUGCCUCGUAGAGAGCCUCCAUAGAUCUUAUAAACAGUGUCCUUAGCAGCGCGUUACCAUGUGGUGUAACCUUUAGCCCCAGGGAAGCAAUGUCUUUUCAAGCUAGAAAUCACAUCUUGUCAAUAUGCAUUUAUUAUAACAGGUGCUUAAGUUAGGCUGUAUCCUGAGGCCUACUGUCUUUUAACCUUUUGUACAAAAAAACACAAGCAGACAGAAGUUAUCUGUGGUUGGAGAAAUGGCUUGACAAUCAUUUGGGCUCUGAAUUUAGUCACAGUGGCUUAACGUGAAGCCCAUAGCAGUACAUGUAGUGUCGUGUUCAAGUGUCUUCAAGGGAUAGACCCAGUGCCAGCUUGGCCAUCUUCCUCAAGGGAAGCUAAUUUUGCAUUUUAAGAACCCCCCUCCCCAACCCCGCGGAAAUUUCUGCUACAGUGUUACAGCGGCAUCAGUGUGUGUGCUCAUUUUAUAUUGACUUAUUUUCAGUAUGCAAGCCUUCAGAGUGGUCUCUAUUAUAAACCUCUUAUUUCCUAUUUUUUUUUUCUUUUUGGUAGUACUGAGAUUGUACCCAGGGUCUUGAACAUGCCAGGCAAGUGCUUGGCCGUGGGACUACAUCUUCCCCGGUCAUCUUUUUAAGCAUGCAUGUUUUUAAAGCAUCUUGUGCUGUGCUGUGUGUAACCAAGGCACAGGAGAGGAGUGGUGACCGUCCCUCCUUGCCUCACUGGCAGACAGGCCUUGAAAAACAGGCCUUGAUAAAUGUCCCCAUGUGCAGAGGGCAUAAACUAGCCCUCUAAGCAAUGUUUGCCAGUGGCCUCUUAGUCACCCCCAUCACCAGGAAAUGUCACAGCUUCUAGCUUCUGGAGAUUCUCCAACAGGAAUAAGAAUGUAGCCCGCGCAGCUGGCAAAUUAAGAAGAUAUACUAGUCUAUUUAUUUUCUUUUAAUUAAAUAAGCCCUAAAAAGCUUUUUAGCACUCUGGAGAGUAAAAAUAUAAAGUUUUCUUCACCACAUGCUGGGGGCCAAAUGCUUUUUUUGUUAAGUGAUUAAAAGGGGGUUGGGGUGGGGGACCAGGCCUGGUGGCACAUGCAGAUAAUCCUAAGUAAAUCCCAGCACCCUGGAGGCAGGCAGGGACCAGAAGUUCAGGCUUUGACUGGGCUAUACUGUGAGGCCCUUGUCUUCUCGAGAGCUGGAGCUGUGACUCAGUGGUAGUGUUGCCAAUCCCCGGCACUGUAAAAAUAAAUAACAAAAGAUUUAAAAUACAAGAGAAAUGCUCCGAGUGGCUUAGGAAUAUUAGGUGAUCUUGUUGACACUCUCAGCAUAGAACUGUUCCUUCAGUUCCGCACUGCCAAAGUCCAGACGACUCUUGCCUGUCAGUCAGUACCACAGACGGACGGGUUUACUGUGUGCUGGAAGGCGGCGCUUACUCUGUUUGGAGACCGGGAGUCCCCCCAGACUUGGUAUUCUCUGAAGCUCUAGUGCGGACUCAAGCGUCUUCAGAAACAGACCAAACUAACAAGUGCGGAACGGAGCACGCGGUUGGGAGGCCGGGAGCGAGCGCGUAGGAUGAAAUCCCUGACUUCAGGGUUAGAGCUUAAGCUAAACUUUGUUUCCAACCCUGUUCUCCCUGCAGACUUGGCACUGCCUGCGCACACAUGUCUGCACACUCGCUCGGCAGCCUGGGUUGAGCCUGGCCGGCCGAAGUCCUCGCUUUCAGCAAAGAUCGCACAGGCUAGAAAGGGCACUCGGCGGCCCACGGGCUUUCAGGAUCUGUGGCCUAAGCUCAAGGCAUACUGAAUUGAAGGUGGUGUGGACCUUCUGAAGCCCCUCCCGAAUUCCCUGAGGCUCAUUUCAGCUGGUGAUCUCACGCCUCAGCUGCCCCUGCUGUCUCUGUGGGACUGUGGCCCUCUAAGCUCGCUCUCAGGUUUUUUGUUUUUUUAAAUCUUCUUGGGAAGAGAGAAUAUAGAUGUUGAAAGAGUACAAAAUAGAUUUAGGCAAGGAGUUUAGAGAUGUCUAUAUUAUGAAGCAUUUUAAGGGUAACAGAUUAUUAUUUACUUACCAAUGAACAGGUAAGGUCUGGGGAUCCCAGACCGCCAAGCCAAAGGUGGAAGAAAUCGCCUUUCAAAAAGUUUUAACAAUGAAGUUAUUUCAAAGGAGACUAAUGUCCAAGAAAGGUUUGACUGGCCUCCAGAUUCCGAUUAUUUUUUAAAAAGCAAUUUACCAGGGCUGGGGAUGUAGUUCAGUUGGUGACACACUUGCUCAGCACAAGUCCCUGAAUGUCAUUCCCCAGUGCUGGGGGAAAAUCAGAAAAAAAGAAAUAUUUACUACUAAGUCCUUCCUGAUAUGGAGAGAAAAGGGAGACGCGUGUAGAACCAGGUCUUCUCCAUAGGCGUUUCUAGAACAGUUCAGGCGAGCACUUGGCCCCUCGGAGAGCGAAGCUCGCACUUCUAGUCCUUCCCACCCAGAUGCAGCGCCCCCUGUCUGUGCCUCUCAGCAUGCAGUUAGAUUUGGACAAAUAAGAUUCCCGAGGAAUGACUUUCUCCAUGACACCACGGUUUCAGCUUUAUGUAAACACACACACAUCCCCUUAUAGUUCUAGUCUGGAGAUGCUGCUGCCAUGCUGGCCUCAGGUAGACUGUGUGAUGUUUUUACCACUCAGAGGAGGCCAAGCGUGGGGCUGAGGUGUGGCCUGAACCUUCCCUGUAUGGAGUCUUCAAUACCAACUCUCAGGAUGCCACGCUACCCCCUGCCUUCUCGUGGCAUCUGAGUACACUCAGCAAAAGCACUUCCCCACAUCACGAAAGAAACUGAUUCGGUAUUUGUGAAUCACUUUGCAAAUGGACACACAGAAAUCUGAGCUCUGAAACUCCAUCCAGACCAGAUACAGGGCAGUGUGAAGAUCACACCCUCAGCCUCAGUGCUGUCCCUCAAAGUCCUUGGGAGAGGACUCAGACACUCGGAUGAGUCUCCAAGGCACCUGUCAACUUUCUAGUAUUGCCGUUAGCGAGUCUGUGUUUGCCAAUAGAUACCCACUGUACUAACGUGCCAAGUGUUUAUUUGCACAUCUGCUUCCACUGUGUCCAGCACCCACCCCCCAACCCCACCUCCUGGUGCCCCGGAGUGGCAGGGGGGCACACACUGCAUUGACUCCUGCUGUCAGGACGGUGUUGUGCAGAAUAAUCAUCCUCAUAGAUUUUAUACACAUAGUAAUUCCCCUUUUUAUAUGUCAGGUAAAUAUUUGUAAAAGUUAUACUCACACAAAAGAAAUUAUUAUGAUAAUUACUAAUAUAUUUUUUCCAUGUUUCAUUGCCUGAAUAAAAACUGUUUACCACUGUUGCA
Molecule: messenger RNA, 12215 nt
Organism: Rattus norvegicus (Norway rat)
Lineage: Eukaryota; Metazoa; Chordata; Mammalia; Rodentia; Muridae
Source: RefSeq, a predicted model, not a curated record